AUGGGACAGGAAAAAGGAGAGAUACCCAAACAAAGCUUGAGCGGGUGCAGAAACCAUGCUAGCGAGGUCUGGGAAUAAAAUCACUGAAUUUACCCCCUACAGUCUACGGUUCCUCCGAUCCCUACGUAAUUAGCUAAGCCAGCUAACUAAUUGUAUUAGAAAAGAAAAAAAUAUACAUCGACUGCAUAGAGUGUUAUGAAAAACUAAUUCACCAACUGCCCUUGUGGCAGGAUAACAGUGAGAAGGCACUUGCACACUGGCUAGUUUGUGACUAUUAAAUAUUAUUAAACUGCAUAACCCCACUGUCAGUGAUCGCCAGUACUCGACCGAGAUUACAGUACGCGGAGUUGAGUUCGUUGGGUUUGAAUUAGGGUCAAUAAGUAUAGUCGGCUAUGGCAGCUGAGAAAGCAUCAGCGAGCUGUAAGAAGAAGGGUGAAAAGAAGUUUGCGGCCAAAGAAGAAUACAGGCUGCUGUCGAGUAUAAUGGGGGCCAUGAACAAUUUGCGGAAACAGAGCACUCUGUGUGAUGUCAGUCUGGUGGUCCAGGGGAGGCAUAUUCCCGCUCACAGAGUGGCUCUCGCUGCUGCUAGCCACUACUUCUACCUGAUGUUCACCACCAAUAUGAUGGAGUCAACGUCCCAUGAGGUGGAACUGAAGUACGCUGAGCCUGAAAUCAUUGAGCUGCUUGUGGAGUUCAUCUAUACGGCCCAAAUUACUGUCAACAGCAAUAAUGUUCAGUCCUUACUGGAUGCUGCUAAUCAAUAUCAGAUUGAACCGGUGAAAAAAAUGUGUGUGGAUUUCCUUAAGGAGCAAGUGGAUGCAGCUAAUUGUCUAGGGAUCAGUGUGCUGGCAGAGUGCCUAGACUGUCCAGAGUUGAAGAGGAUUGCCGAUGACUUCAUCCACCAGCAUUUCACCGAGGUGUACAAGAUGGACGAGUUCCUCCAGUUGGACGUGAAGAGGGUCACUCACCUGUUGAACCAGGACACGCUCACUGUGCGGGCCGAGGACCAGAUCUACGACGCUGCCGUCCGGUGGCUGAGGUAUGACGAGCCGAACAGGCAGCAGUACAUUGUGGACAUUCUGGCCAAAGUCCGCUUCCCUCUCGUGUCCAAGAACUUCCUGAGCAAGACGGUUCAAGCGGAGCCGCUGAUCCAGGACAACCCAGAAUGUCUGAAGAUGGUGAUCAGUGGGAUGCGCUACCACCUCCUGUCUCCAGAGGACCGCGAGGAGCUGGGGGAGAGCAGCCGACCACGCCGCAAAAAACACGACUUCCGCAUCGCGCUGUUCGGCGGCUCACAGCCGCAGUCCUGCCGCUACUUCAACCCCAAGGACUACAGCUGGACGGACAUCCGCUGUCCGUUUGAGAAGAGGAGGGACGCGGCGGCAGUCUUCUGGGACAACGUGGUGUACAUCCUGGGGGGGUCGCAGCUCUUCCCCAUCAAGCGCAUGGACUGCUACAAUGUGGUGAAGGACAGCUGGUACUCCAAACUCGGCCCCCCCAACCCACGCGACAGUUUGGCGGCCUGCGCCUCUAAAGGGAAGAUCUACACGUCUGGGGGGUCAGAAGUGGGUAACUCCCCGCUCAGCCUGUUUGAGUGCUAUGACACGCGCACAGAGAGCUGGCAGGACAAGCCCAGCAUGCUGAUGCCCCGCUGUAGCCACGGCAUCGUGGAGGCCGACGGCCUGGUCUACGUGUGCGGCGGCAGCCUGGGCAACAACGUCUCUGGCAGGGUCCUCAACAACUGCGAGGUGUACGACCCCAGCACCGAGCAGUGGAGGGAGCUGUGUGGUAUGAGGGAGGCCAGGAAGAACCACGGCCUCGUGUUUGUCAACCAAAGAAUCUACGCGGUCGGCGGGCAGAAUGGAAUGGGGGGUCUGGACUCGGUGGAGUUCUACGACGUCGGCGGGAACGAGUGGCGGCCGGCGGCGCCGAUGCCGUGGAAGGGCGUGACGGUGAAGUGCGCGGCGGUGGGCUCGGUCAUCUACGUGCUGGCGGGCUUCCAGGGCGUGGGCCGGCUGGGCCACAUCCUGGAGUACCACACCGACGCGGACAAGUGGGUCUCCUGCAGCAAGGCGCGCGCCUUCCCCGUCACCAGCUGCCUCAUCUGCGUGGUGGACACCUGCGGGGCCAACGAGCAGGAGGCGUCUUCCUCCUCGUCCUCCUCCUCCUCAUCCUCGGUGUAGCCGCUCCCCGCCAUAGAACCCGGCGGGGCUUUUUUUUUUGGGGGGGGGGGUGGGUUUAACUGUGAGCAUCUGGGGGCUGCUGGGUAACAGGCUGUCUAUUCUGGAUAGGAAGAAGACAAGGGUUUUUUUUUAAAUGGCAGAUACUGGUACGAUCAUGGAGAACUGCGGUGUAAGUUCUGUUCCCUUCAGCAGCGGGUCCGUUAUGCUGAAACCUUUGCUGUGCUUCAUUUUACAUGAAUGUCUUUUAUAUGUAAAUAUUGAAUAAAACCGAAGCUCAUC
Messenger RNA from Anguilla rostrata (American eel), 2462 nucleotides. It is a transcript of the gene klhl7, whose product is annotated as kelch-like family member 7. The transcript has 11 exons. Gene Ontology annotation, biological process: protein ubiquitination. The coding region runs from base 393 to 2183 and encodes 596 amino acids. Gene Ontology annotation, molecular function: protein binding. Gene Ontology annotation, cellular component: Cul3-RING ubiquitin ligase complex. NCBI's taxonomy places the organism in Eukaryota, Metazoa, Chordata, Actinopteri, Anguilliformes, Anguillidae. The record is from RefSeq and is a predicted model, not a curated record.